AUGCAUUCGCGCGUCCUCAUCCAGCUAGCCAGCCCACUGACACCCUCCCUUUUGGGACACCACACCGCCCGUGGCUGUGUCUCUGGCCUGGCUCACUCAGCAAAUCACGCAUGGUUGCACUCCUUCAUUACCACCAUACCAUCCACCACCAUCAUCAUCAUCAUCGUUCUGCUCCUCGUCCAUCAUCAUGAUCCAUACCAACAUCCUCGUCUACUUACCUACCUAGUCUAUCUGUUAGUCAUCGCUGAUCCAAUGCAACUCCAACAGACAGACAGCACACGAACCAAACCCACGCGGUGCUCGCUCCGAGGCAAUUGACAAGCACGCCGUCACCCAACAUCAAUCUCGUGGUAAUCCCCACAGAACUACAGACCUUCUACACCAGUUACUCACUCGUCCGUUCGUUCGUUGCAUGUGCGCCAUUCGAACCCUGCCUCUACAUCCGCAUUCGCCCUGCUUGCACAUGCGCACACACACAUGCAUAUGUACAUAUAUACACAUCGCCAAAAAAGCAACCACUCCCGCAUCUGCAAUAUAUUGACCGUUACAAUCAGUCGCUGUCCACAUGUCCAAUACCCUCGGUAUGCAUCUUGCCUGCAUGCUUAGUCUCUCUGCCCAGCUGCCUUGCUCCAUCCUCGCGUCAUCUCUCGCCUCUCUCUUUCUCGCUCCAUCCAAUCCAGCCCACAGUUCCCCCAUUGGCUCAAACACCCCCGAGAAUAUCUGGAACAUGGAAAAACGAUUCCAUGCCCCGUGCGCUUUUUCCCGAGCUCGAAACGCAUGGUGUUUCUCAACUCUCGCUCCUGCUGCCGUCUGACAGCCCCCGAUCAAACAACUC
Molecule: messenger RNA, 835 nt
Organism: Periconia digitata
Lineage: Eukaryota; Fungi; Ascomycota; Dothideomycetes; Pleosporales; Periconiaceae
Source: the annotation of a GenBank genome assembly